AUUACACUUGCAAGAACUCGAGAAAUGAAUGAGACGAAAGGAAAGGACGCAGUGACGCUUCUCUCUUCUUCUGAAGAAGAUGACGAUGGUUAUGAAGACGAUGACAGCGAUCGCGAUGAAGCGUCCGAAUCCGAUGACUGUGAUCAGGACGAUUCCUCUCUCUCCGACGAAGUUGUCACUCUCCUUCAAGAAGGAAAUGAUAUAGAAUAUUUGAAAUUGAACGAAUGCAAAGCGUAUUUACGGAAACACGGCUUGAGGAUCGCAGGAAAUAGAGAUGUUUGUGUUGCGAGGAUAAAGGAGCAUUGGAGGUUGAAACACGAAAGUGGGUACACGCUGUACCCAAGAUCAUCCUUUACUAUAAAUUGUACUGGUGAUGUCUGCAUGGGAGAUGUUGUUCUGUUCAGACAGAAGGUUUAUGAAAAGUUUGAUAAAGUGAUUCGGCAUGGACAACUUCUAGGAAACAGAACUGUUGCCGGGAGGGUUGUGAAGGAAAGCUAUGGUGCUGCUAAACAACAGCAUACGUUCACUGUCGAGGUACUGUGGAGUAGUGGGGUUAGGAAAUUGCCUCCACUCUUUCCUUUGCUUGUAAAGGGCCGAAAUCUCUAUAAACAGAAAACUUACCGGCAGAGAUGGAAAAAGGAAGCUGAUAGAGUUGAAGUGCUCUGUGAGAAGCACAAUCGUGGUGCUGCAGCUAGAUCUGUGAGAGCAUUGAAGCAAAAAAAGAAAAGAUAUGCAAAUCAAUCUUAUGGUUCAAAACGGCAGCAUGAAAUCCAUAAUACAAAACUAGAAAGAUCCUGUGUAGUGGCUAAGGUUAGGCACCGAGAUGACCCCAAAAGAGCAAACUACUUUCUACCCCAAGAGGCCAGUUCAUCAACUCAAGCACUAUGGAAGGAGAAUGCUUCUUCAAGAACCACCAGAUCUACAAGGGGAAGGCAUAAAACUGCUGAAUUUGACCGUUAUCAAGCUCCAAUUUAUUCAAUGUACGGUAGUUAUCCACAAAGUUCAUUCCAAUAUCGAGUAUAUUCUCAAAGCAGGAGACCAAGAGAAUUCUUUUAUCACGAGAGAGCUCUAAUUCCAAAUAUGACAGGAUUCCCACCUUUGAGUUCUCGUAUCGAUGAAUUCACAUCUAGAUCACGACAUCUGGCAUCCAGCGAUAGUCAUCGUGCCCACACCAGCUUAUACGACUUUGAAAUGAAUAAUUUGAAUGUUGGUCAUGUUGACAGGCCGUUACGAUCGUCUCCAAAAGUCAAGUAUGGACGGAGAAAGUACGGUGUAUGAUGUGAU
Messenger RNA from Abrus precatorius (Indian licorice), 1284 nucleotides. Its product is annotated as zinc finger CCCH domain-containing protein 62. Lineage: Eukaryota; Viridiplantae; Streptophyta; Magnoliopsida; Fabales; Fabaceae. The record is from RefSeq and is a predicted model, not a curated record.